Messenger RNA from Dentiscutata erythropus, 123 nucleotides. The record is from the annotation of a GenBank genome assembly. Lineage: Eukaryota; Fungi; Glomeromycota; Glomeromycetes; Diversisporales; Gigasporaceae.
AUGCCAAAAGUUAAUCCAAAUUCUAUAGAAAGACUACACCUUAGUGAUGGCCUUUUGGGUAAAGUGAUUUUUAGAGCACCAAGUAAUCACAUUUCAUCAUUAUUAAUAUAUUUAGUGAAUUAG